AUGGCGAGCCCCUUCAUCGCGAAAGACUCUUCUGCCGUAGAAUCCGAGGUUCAGGAGGCUUGUCUUAAACCUAGAAAGCUACUUCAUCGAUCUAUCCCUACAUUCGCAAAAGAUUCUCUUGGACCAGACCUCGAGGACAAGAUCGUAUAUGUUCGUGGAUCACUGAAUAGUCUCCAUAAACUAUAG
Molecule: messenger RNA, 186 nt
Organism: Sclerotinia sclerotiorum 1980 UF-70
Lineage: Eukaryota; Fungi; Ascomycota; Leotiomycetes; Helotiales; Sclerotiniaceae
Exons: 3
Coding region: 1-186 (61 amino acids)
Source: RefSeq, a predicted model, not a curated record